AUGGCGGAACCGCCGAGCCUAGUGCACUGCGGCCCCGCCGCCGUCUCGGAGAAAGAACCGUUUUCCAAGCUGCAGCCCCCCUCUCGGGACCCGCCGGGUCCUCUGUCUGCCAAGAAGAUCCGGACUGAGGAGAAGAAGACGCCGCGGAGACUGAACGGAGAAGGAGGCAGCGGCGGCAACAGCAAGCAGCUGCAGUCUUCCGCGGCACCUUCGCCUCAGAGCUAUGGCAGCCCUGGGUCUUGGAGCUUCGCCGCUCUGUCUGCUGCCCCCUCCCCGUCCUCUGCUCGGAGCAAUUUCUCUUUCUCCGCUGGCACGGCCGUCCCCUCCUCAGCCUCUGCUUCCUCGUCCCAGCCGGUGCCGCGCAAACUGCUGGUCCCUCCUACGCUGCUGCACGCUCAGCCUCACCAUCUCCUGCUGCCGGCCGCCGCCUCCUCAGCCAACGCCAAGCCGCGCAGACCCAAGGAGAAGCGAGAGAAGGAAAGGAGGAGGCACGGCCUCGGCGGGGCAGGCGAGGCCGGCGGGGCAGCCCGCGAGGAGAAUGGGGAGAUGAAGCCGCUGCCGAGAGAUAAAAUCAAAGACAAAAUUAAAGAAAGGGAUAAAGAAAAGGAAAGAGAAAAAAAGAAGCAUAAAAUAAUGAAUGAGAUCAAGAAAGAAAAUGGAGAAGUAAAGAUUUUGCUGAAAAGUGGGAAGGAGAAACCAAAAACAAGUGUAGAAGACUUACAAAUUAAGAAGGCAAAGAAGAAGAAGAAAAAGAAACACAAAGAGAAUGAAAAACGGAAGCGUCCAAAAAUGUAUAGCAAAUCUAUUCAAACCAUCUGCUCAGGAUUGCUGUCUGAUGUUGAAGAUCAAGAAGCCAAAGGCAUCCUAAGUGAUAACAUAAAGGAUUACAGUGGAAAGAAUUUGGAUACCAAGAACUAUGAUUCCAAAAUUCCAGAGAACAGUGAGUUUCCAUUUGUCUCAUUAAAGGAGCCACGGGUUCAGAACAACCUCAAAAGGUUGGACACUUUGGAGUUCAAACAGCUCAUUCAUAUUGAGCACCAGCCUAAUGGAGGUGCAUCAGUUAUCCACGCCUACAGCAAUGAACUCUCCCACCUGUCUCCUGUGGAGAUGGAGAGGUUUGCAGAAGAGUUUGUGGGUCUGGUGUUCAGUGAAAACGAGAACUCUGCAGCUUUCUAUGUAAUGGGUAUUGUUCAUGGGGCAGCUACUUAUUUACCUGAUUUUUUAGACUACUUUUCAUUUAAUUUUCCCAAUUCACCAGUGAAAAUGGAGAUAUUGGGAAAGAAGGAUAUAGAGACAACAACUAUGUCCAAUUUUCAUGCUCAGGUAAAAAGAACGUAUUCUCACGGUACUUAUAGAGCUGGCCCAAUGCGACAGAUCAGCUUGGUGGGAGCAGUAGAUGAAGAAGUGGGAGAUUACUUCCCUGAGUUCCUUGACAUGUUGGAAGAUUCACCAUUUUUAAAAUGUACACUGCCAUGGGGGACACUAUCUAGUCUAAAAUUAGAGAGUCGAAAAGAUAGUGAUGAUGGUCCCAUCAUGUGGGUACGCCCGGGAGAACAAAUGAUCCCUGUGGCUGAUAUGCCAAAGUCACCUUUCAAAAGGAAAAGAACUACCAAUGAGAUAAAAAACCUGCAGUACCUACCUCGAACUAGUGAGCCUCGUGAGAUGCUCUUUGAAGACAGAACAAGAGCUCAUGCAGAUCAUAUAGGACAAGGUUUUGAACGACAGACUACAGCUGCUGUUGGAGUGUUGAAGGCUGUGCACUGUGGAGAGUGGCCUGAUCAACCCCGAAUAACCAAAGAUGUAAUUUGUUUUCAUGCUGAAGAUUUCUUAGAAGUAGUUCAACGAAUGCAGUUAGAUUUACAUGAACCUCCACUGUCCCAGUGUGUCCAGUGGGUUGAUGAUGCAAAACUUAAUCAACUGAGGAGGGAAGGCAUUCGCUAUGCCAGGAUUCAGCUGUAUGAUAAUGACAUUUAUUUUAUUCCAAGGAAUGUUGUUCAUCAGUUCAAGACAGUUUCAGCUGUAUGCAGUUUAGCAUGGCAUGUUCGUCUCAAGUUAUAUCACUCAGAGGAGGACACUGCUCAGAAUACAGUUACUCAUGAAACAUGCACAUCACCAGAUUCCACAUCAUCAGUUCUUGGACCUCACACUGACAACAUGAUUUGUGCUGUAAGCAAAACCUCCUUGGAUUCUGUUUUUUCAGACAAACUUCAUUCUAAAUAUGAAUUACAGCAGAUUAAACAUGAACCUAUUGCAACUGUAAGAAUCAAGGAAGAACCUGUGAAUGUUUAUAUUCCUGAAAAGACUGGAGCACCAAAUAAUAUGGAUGGCAAGAAUGUUAAAGCAAAAUUGGAUCAUGUUCAAUUUACAGAAUUUAAGAUUGAUGUGGACUCUAAGUUUGAAAACAGCAACAAAGAUUUAAAGGAAGAAAUGUGUCCUGGAAGUCUCAUAAGUCUAGUUGAUACAAGGCAACAUAGUUCAACACAUUCAAAUCAAGAGAGAAAAGAUGAUAACAUUUUGUGCUAAAUUUGUAUAUACCAUUUAAUAUUGUUUUUUUCUUAAACUUAAUAAUGUAAUAAAGAUUCGUGAAUUCUGAAAGCAA
Messenger RNA from Orcinus orca (killer whale), 2599 nucleotides. RefSeq names its product round spermatid basic protein 1 like (gene RSBN1L). Bases 1 to 2523 code for a protein of 840 amino acids. The record is from RefSeq and is a predicted model, not a curated record. Gene Ontology annotation, cellular component: nucleus. The transcript has 8 exons. NCBI's taxonomy places the organism in Eukaryota, Metazoa, Chordata, Mammalia, Artiodactyla, Delphinidae.